AUGCUCUCUCUUGUGCUCACAGCCGAGCUGGAAGGUGUUACUUCUCUUCGACCAAUUGACACCGAGGAGGACCCCUACUACUACACAUUCCGGGUAAAGUGCACAUCUUGCCACGAGAUCCAUGCCAACUGGGUGGGCUUCAACCGCUUCGAGCAACAUGAGAUCCCCGGUAGCCGGGGCGAGGCAAACUUUGUCUGGAAAUGCCGUUUCUGCACCAAAACCCAUUCUGCUUCCAUCAUCUCUGGUCCCAAUACCUACGAGCUCCAGGAGAAGAAGACCGGUCAGAAGAUUAUUGAGAUGGACUGCCGUGGUCUGGAGUUUAUCGAGUUCAAGCCCGCCGAGGGAAAAUGGGAAGCCAAGGGCGUUGAGUCACCCACCAAGUUCUCUGACAUUGAACUCGAUGAAGGCGAAUGGUAUGACUACGAUGAGAAGACCAGUGAGGAAGUCAGCAUCAAGGAUAUCACCUGGUCGGUUGGUCGGGCAUAA
Molecule: messenger RNA, 486 nt
Organism: Penicillium waksmanii
Lineage: Eukaryota; Fungi; Ascomycota; Eurotiomycetes; Eurotiales; Aspergillaceae
Product: CXXC motif containing zinc binding protein
Exons: 5
Coding region: 1-486 (161 amino acids)
Molecular function (GO): zinc ion binding
Source: RefSeq, a predicted model, not a curated record